Medicago truncatula (barrel medic) is the source of this 6016-nucleotide messenger RNA. RefSeq lists its product as uncharacterized. Gene Ontology annotation, molecular function: ADP binding; ATP hydrolysis activity; ATP-dependent protein folding chaperone. Gene Ontology annotation, biological process: signal transduction. The transcript is spliced from 6 exons. The record is from RefSeq and is a predicted model, not a curated record. Lineage: Eukaryota; Viridiplantae; Streptophyta; Magnoliopsida; Fabales; Fabaceae. Bases 131 to 5683 code for a protein of 1850 amino acids.
AAUUUUCACCUACAACACAUUCAGUUCAUUUAGAUAUCAACUUAAUUUCUUCUACAUAAUAUACAAACAAACAUCAAAAACAACACUCAGACUCAGAUAAAUCUGUUUUACUCAAUUCUUGCAUCAUAUCAUGACACAGCCUUCAUUGUCUGUCUCUUCUAGCUUCACCACCUAUGAUGUUUUCAUCAGUUUUAGAGGCAUAGAUACCCGCAACAAUUUCACCCGUGACCUUUACGAUAUUCUUGAUCAAAACGGUAUUCACACUUUCUUUGAUGAACAAGAAAUUCAAAAAGGAGAAGAGAUCACACCAUCACUUCUUCAAGCUAUUCAACAAUCUAGGAUUUUCAUUGUUGUUUUCUCUAACAACUAUGCUUCCUCUACUUUUUGUUUGAAUGAACUUGUCAUGAUCCUUGAGUGUUCCAACACACAUGGACGCUUGUUUUUGCCUGUAUUUUAUGAUGUCGAUCCAUCACAAGUUCGCCACCAGAGUGGUGCUUAUGGUGAUGCUUUGAAAAAACAUGAGAAGAGAUUUUCUGAUGAUAAGGUGCAAAAAUGGAGGGAUGCUUUAUGUCAAGCUGCUAAUGUUUCUGGCUGGGAUUUCCAACACGGGUCACAAUCAGAAUACAAAUUUAUUGGAAAUAUCGUUGAGGAAGUCACUAAGAAGAUCAAUCGGACUACUUUACAUGUUGCUGAUAACCCAGUUGCAUUAGAGUAUCCAAUGUUAGAAGUAGCAUCUCUUCUAGGUUCUGGACCUGAAAAGGGAACCAACAUGGUUGGAAUUUAUGGUAUCGGUGGUGUAGGUAAAUCAACAUUGGCUCGUGCAGUUUACAACCAUAUUUCUGAUCAAUUUGAUGGUGUGUGCUUUCUUGCUGGCAUAAGAGAAAGUGCAAUUAAUCAUGGUCUUGCACAACUCCAAGAAACGCUACUUUCUGAAAUACUUGGAGAGGAGGAUAUUAGAAUAAGAGAUGUUUAUAGAGGAAUUUCAAUUAUAAAAAGGAGGCUCCAAAGAAAAAAGGUACUUUUGGUUCUUGAUGAUGUUGACAAAGUGAACCAGAUACAAGUACUUGCAGGAGGGCAUGAUUGGUUUGGCCCCGGCAGCAAGAUUGUAGUCACUACAAGAGACAAACAUUUGUUGGCUAUUCAUGAGAUUCUAAAUUUAUAUGAGGUUAAACAGUUGAAUCAUGAAAAAUCUCUUGAUUUGUUUAACUGGCAUGCCUUUAGAAACAGAAAAAUGGAUCCAUGUUACAGUGAUAUUUCAAACCGUGCAGUUUCUUAUGCUUCUGGCCUUCCAUUGGCUUUGGAAGUAAUAGGUUCUCACUUGUUUGGCAAAAGUUUAGAUGUAUGGAAAUCUUCAUUAGAUAAAUAUGAAAGAGUUCUUCACAAAGAGAUUCAUGAAAUUCUUAAAGUUAGCUAUGAUGAUUUGGAUGAUGAUCAGAAGGGUAUUUUUCUUGACAUCGCUUGUUUCUUCAAUUCUUAUGAAAUGAGCUAUGCCAAAGAAAUGCUAUACCUACAUGGUUUUAGUGCUGAAAAUGGAAUUCAAGUGCUGACCGACAAAUCCCUCAUAAAAGUUGAUGGCAAUGGUUGUGUGAGAAUGCAUGACUUAGUUCAAGACAUGGGCAGAGAAAUCGUGAGGCAGGAAUCAACUGUGGAGCCUGGCAGACGCAGUAGAUUAUGGUUUGAUGACGACAUAGUUCAUGUUUUGGAAACAAAUACGGGCACUGAUACAAUUGAAGUCAUAAUCAUGAACUUGUGCAAUGACAAAGAAGUGCAGUGGAGUGGAAAAGCCUUCAACAAGAUGAAAAACCUGAAAAUUCUUAUAAUUAGAAGUGCACGCUUUUCUAGAGGUCCUCAAAAACUACCAAAUAGUUUGAGAGUUCUAGAUUGGAAUGGAUACCCUUCACAAUCUUUACCAGCAGAUUUCAAUCCUAAGAAUCUUAUGAUACUUAGCCUUCCUGAAAGUUGUCUUGUAUCGUUCAAAUUGCUCAAGGUGUUUGAGUCCUUGAGCUUUCUGGAUUUUAAAGGUUGUAAGUUAUUAACUGAGCUGCCUAGCUUAUCUGGACUAGUUAAUUUAGGGGCACUGUGUCUUGACGAUUGCACUAAUUUAAUCAGGAUUCAUGAGUCGAUUGGUUUUCUCAAUAAACUCGUGCUACUGAGUAGUCAAAGAUGCAAACAGCUAGAACUUUUGGUGCCCAACAUCAACCUGCCAUCUCUAGAGACUCUAGAUAUAAGGGGUUGCUCGCGUCUCAAGAGCUUCCCUGAAGUAUUGGGAGUAAUGGAGAAUAUAAGAUAUGUUUAUUUAGACCAAACUUCCAUAGGUAAGUUGCCAUUUUCAAUUAGAAAUCUUGUUGGCCUCCGACAAAUGUUCUUGAGGGAGUGCAUGAGCCUAACUCAGCUACCGGAUAGUAUUCGUAUAUUGCCUAAACUCGAGAUAAUAACGGCUUAUGGUUGUAGAGGAUUUCGAUUGUUUGAGGAUAAAGAAAAGGUGGGUUCAGAAGUGUUUCCAGAAGCCAUGCUUGUUUGUAAAGAAGGAAGCGUGGAAUCGCUUGAUAUGUCCUCUCUUAACAUAUGCCCUGAUAAUGUCAUAGAAGUAUUUAGUACUUCAAUUCUUGAUGGUAAUGUUGUAUUUAUGAGAGAAGGGAUUGCUAAAGGGAGAGGAAAUUGGUAUCGACAUGAAAGCAACGAAUCACCCUUACGAUUUUGGUUUCAAAAUAAAUUCCCCAGGAUAGCUCUGUGUUGUACUGUAGAACCUCCUGUGUGUAAAGACAAUAUGUUGUUGGAUUUCAAGUUGAGUGUUCUCAUCAAUGGCACUGAGCAAUUCACUUCUUCAUGCAACUACAUAUUUUCUGCUGAACAAAUAAUUCUUCUGUGUGACUUAGUGUGCAAAGUUGAAAGAUCGUAUUUAGAGCAUGAAUGGAAUCAAGUAGAUAUUUUAUAUGAGUUUAAAUACCUUAUGCCAUGUGGCUCUAAAAGUAUAAUGGCUACCCAUGAGAUGACCACAACAAGAAAUCCAAGUUGGUCCUUCAUUUAUGCCUAUGAAGAAGAUAACAAAGUGGUUGUCAAAUUUCUGUCCCAGUUUGUGGAAUGGGUAGAGCAGCACAGAAGAUAUUUCUCAUAUUAUUGGUUCGGUUCAGUACUUUACACAAGAUCUUUAUCUCCUUUGGUCAAAAAAAAGAGACCUGUCGUUCCUUUUCCAGUCAAAAAGUUAGAGGGACCAGCGAUCGGGAUCGAUCUGGGAACCACAUACUCAUGCGUAGGUGUAUGGCAACAUGACCGUGUUGAAAUCAUCGCCAACGACCAAGGUAACAGAACUACACCAUCUUACGUUGCCUUUACCGACUCCGAGCAUCUCAUCGGUGAUGCCGCUCUGAAUCAAGUCUCCUCGAACCCUAUCAACACCGUCUUCGAUGCUAAGAGGUUGAUUGGCCGUAGAUUCAGUGAUCCCUCCGUUCAGAGUGAUAUGAAGUUGUGGCCUUUUAAGAUAAUUUCUGGCCCGGAUGAAAAGCCAAUGAUUGGUGUUAACUACAGUGGUAAAGUUAAGCAAUUUGCCGCAGAAGAGAUCUCUUCCAUGGUACUCACGAAGAUGCGUGAGGUUGCUGAGGCCUACCUUGGCUCUGCCAUUAAGAAUGCCGUUGUUACUGUCCCUGCUUACUUUAAUUUUUCUCAGAGACAAGCUACUAAGCAUGCUGGUGCUAUUGCUGGUCUUAAUUUCAUGAGAAUUAUUAAUGAGCCCACUGCUGCAGCCAUUGCUUAUGGUUUUGACACGACCAGCGUUGGAGAGAAGAAUGUCUUGAUCUUUGACCUUGGUGGUGGUACUUUUGAUGUCUCUUUGCUAACUAUUGAAGAGUGUAACUUUCAGGUUAAAGCUACAGCCGGAGACGCCCAUCUUGGAGGUGAGGAUUUUAAUAACAGAAUGGUGAACCACUUUGUUCGAGAGUUCAAGAGAAAGAACAAGAAGGACAUUAGUGGCAACCCAAGAGCUCUUAUGAGGUUGAGGACUGCUUGUGAGAGGGCGAAGAGAGCUCUAUCAUCUACUGCCCAGACCACCAUUGAAAUUGAUUGUCUAUUUGAGGGAAUUGAUUUCUAUACCCCCAUUACUCGUGCCAGAUUUGAAGAGCUCAACUUGGAUCUCUUCAGGGAAUGUAUGGAGCAAGUUGAGAAAUGUUUGAGCCAUGCUGGGAUGUACAAAGGAAGUGUCCAUGAUGUUGUCCUUGUAGGAGGUUCUACCAGAAUUCCAAAGGUUCAACAACUAUUGCAGGAUUUCUUUAACAGAAAGGAGCUAUGCAAGAGCAUUAAUCCCGAUGAGGCUGUUGCAUAUGGUGCGGCAGUUUACACUGCAAUCUUGAAUGUCGAAAAGUUAGAGGUACCAGCGAUCGGGAUCGAUCUCGGAACCACAUACUCAUGCGUAGGUGUAUGGCAACAUGACCAUGUUGAAAUCAUCACCAAUGACCAAGGUAACAGAACCACUCCGUCUUACGUCGCCUUUACCGACUCCGAGCAUCUCAUCGGUGAUGCCGCUAUGAAUCAAGUCGCCUCGAACCCUAUCAACACCGUCUUCGAUGCUAAGAGGUUGAUUGGCCGUAGAUUCAGCGAUCCCUCCGUUCAGUGUGAUAUGAAGUUGUGGCCUUUUAAGAUAAUUUCUGGCCUGGGUGAAAAGCCAAUGAUUGGUGUAAACUACAAUGGUGAAGAUAAGCAAUUUGCUGCAGAAGAGAUCUCUUCCAUGGUACUCUGGAAGAUGCGUGAGAUUGCAGAGGCCUACUUUGGUUCUACCAUUAGGAAUGCCGUUGUUACUGUCCCUGCUUACUUUAAUGAUUCUCAGAUACAAGUUACUAAGGAUGCCGCUCUUUUUGCUGGUCUUAAUGUCAUGGAAAUUAUCGAUGAGCCCACUGCUGCAGCCAUUGCUUAUGGUUUUGACACGACCAGCGUUGGAGAGAAGAAUGUCUUGAUCUUUGACCUUGGUGGUGGUACUUUUGAUGUCUCUUUGCUAACUACUAUUGAAGAGUGUAACUUUCAGGUUAAAGCUACAGCCGGAGACGCCCAUCUUGGAGGUGAGGAUUUUAAUAACAGAAUGGUGAACCACUUUGUUCAAGAGUUCAAGAGAAAGAACAAGAAGGACAUUAGUGGCAACCCAAGAGCUCUUAUGAAGUUGAGGACUGCUUGUGAGAGGGCGAAGAGAGCUCUAUCAUCUACUUCCCAGACCACCAUUGAAAUUGAUUGUCUAUUUGAGGGAAUUGAUUUCUAUACCCCCAUUACUCGUGCCAGAUUUGAAGAGCUCAACUUGGAUCUCUUCAGGGAAUGUAUGGAGCAAGUUGAGAAAUGUUUGAGACGUGCUGGGAUGAACAAAGGAAGUGUCCAUGAUGUUGUCCUUGUAGGAGGUUCUACCAGAAUUCCAAAGGUUCAACAACUAUUGCAGGAUGUCUUUAACGGAAAGGAUCUAUGCAAGAGCAUUAAUCCCGAUGAGGCUGUUGCAUAUGGUGCUGCAGUUUACGCUGCAAUCUUGAGUGGUGAGUGCAAAAGAAGUGUCUAUGAUGUUGUCCUUGUAGGAGGUUCUUCUAUUGUUAAGAUUAUUUUGGUUUUUUUCAUAUUGAUUGACUGUUUGUUCACUUUGCAUGUUGUUGAUGGCUUCUUAAUUCUUUCACUUUUCCCUUUUUUUUUCUUUCUGAAAUGUGUAUUGUUUUUCCUAUAAUCAUGUUAUCGAUGCAAAAUAUCAACCCAACUUUGCUGAUAUCUAAUCUCUGCCGGUGAACCUGGCUCACCACCUCUCCUAACCACGUUUUUCUCAUCCACAUUGGUCGAAUGGGAAACCUUGUUUAAGAGAUCAGAGUCUAGUUUCACUCAGACCAACAAAAUGCCGACGAACCUGGCUCGCCACCCCUCCCAACCACAUUUUUUUCAUACACAUUGGUUGAACAUGAGACCUUGUUUAAGAGAUCAGAGUUUUUAGGAUGUGAUAGGUAGGUGCAUGCUUAAUGAUGUUGAUAAAUUUGAAAUGGUUUUGUUGAUAACAUUUUGGUUACAA